AUGAGCAUGAUCAAAGUUACACCGCCAAAGAAAAGGCCGGUUCGAUCAAAUGCAGCGAAACUCAAAACACUUAUGCGCCAGCGAGCAAACAUUUUCGGCUCCGCUGCGUUGAUUAAAAAGUUCAAUGAUCAAUUUCGAGAGGGCCAAGGGCAUCAAGUACAAGUGGGGAUCGAUUCUCUUGCUCAAUUAUGGGCAGGCUUUGCGAGUGUUCAAGAUGAUAUCGAAGAGAUUGAAGAUCGUGUUGACGGCGAGAGUGAAGUUGAAGCAACAUUGUCCGACGAACGAAUCCAGUUCCAGGAUCUAUAUUUUGAUCUCAAGGCCUCUCUGGCUGCAUUUAGAGGGGAAGCUGCUCGUAUUGUUGCUAAUUUAGAGGUUAAUGCCGCCAAAUUCACGAUCGCAUGGAAAUCGGUUUGUGAGCGGUAUGAUAACCCAAACUUGCUACUCAAACAUCAUUUUGCAACCUUGUUCACCAUUCCCAAUGUAAAAAAGGCUUCUUCAUCCGCUUUAUACGAUCUAGUGGACGAAUUUGAUCACCAUGUGGGUAUUUUGGAGAAAUUAGACACACCAGCAAAUCUCUGGAAUACAGUACUCGUUGAAAGUCUCAGUAAGCGACUCGAUCCAGUAACAUUGAAAGAAUGGGAGAACAAUUGUGAAGGUGAUGCAAGACCAACAUAUCAAAAUUUGAUUGACUUUGUUCUAAAAACGUCGAGGGUGUUACAAUCAGUAAAACUGUUGCACAAUUGUAACCAACCGGUUGACUUGAAACCUGUCAGGCCCAAACCAAUUUCCUCACACAUCACGACUGAGACUACAUUCAAAUGUAAACAUGCCCACCCACUGUUUAAAUGUGAUCAAUUUCUCGGAAUGGAAGCCAAGCAGCGUUUUGAGUUUGUGAAGAAGCAUGGAUUGUGCAUAAAUUGUCUGAAGGGAUCACACCUGGCGAAGAACUGUAGUAGUAGCUGUUGCAGAAAUUGUUCGAAGAAACAUCACACGCUGCUGCAUUUGCCUCCUCUUCAUACGGGCCAUAAGCCUGCUACGCAAACAUCUUUAGCCUGUUCAGCUGUAACCAGUGACGUGAUUCCUUCAGGACAACUGUUGUCGCAUACAAGCUUGUUCGCAUCGCAAUCAUGCCCUUCACCACCUCCGUCGCAAGUCGUCUCGCGCGCAAUGGAUUCGGUAUCGGCUUAUACGUAUUCGGUCGUCGUCGCUCCCUCCCCGCCGCCGGUUGGUUCGUCCGUAUCAUAUUCGAUCGGUAGUUCGGCAGUCGAUCAGAACACUUUGCCUAUGGCUGCAUAUGUUGCACCGAAGAAAGAUUCCGUCGGUUGUACGGGUGAAGUGUUUCUUUCAACGGUAGUUGUGAAGGUGAAAGGAACUACUGGUGGUUCGCACUUCAUUCGUGGAGUUUUAGACAGCUGUUCACAAGCCAACUUUAUCUCUGAAGCUAUGGCAAGAAGGCUUGAGUUGAAACGUGAUAAUAUAAAUAUGCAAGUAAGCGGUAUUGGACAAGAGAUCGUCCAUAUACGCUCUAAGGUGCAUAUCAAGAUUUCUUCGCGCUUUGGAAAAUUUGAUUAUCAUCUCGAAUGUCUCGUGAUUCCACAAAUUACAGUGACUAUCCCUAGUAAUCAUGUUGACAUUUCUCGUUGGAAUAUCCCUGACAACAUCCCGUUAGCAGAUCCUCGUUUCAAUAUAAGUGCUGGUGUGGACCUGCUUAUAGGUGCAGAGCUGUUCUACUCGUUACUGGAAAGCCACAAGGUGCGUCUGUCUGAGGGAUAUCCUACAUUGCAACAGACGGUUUUCGGAUACGUUGUCGUUGGUAAAUUGUUGGAGUCAGCUAACCCAUCGUUGAUAUGCAUCGUGAGCGCUUCGAGAAGUCUUGAAACUACUUCACACCGUUUUUUGGAAGUAGAAAACUUUGAUGACGGCAAAUCUAUGACUCCACUAGAGCAGGUGUGUGAAGACCACUUCAAGAAAAAUGUUUCUAGAGCAAAUGGCGGUCGAUACAUGGUCCGUCUUCCUGUGCGCGAAGAACUACUACCGCUGCUGGGAGAGUCAUAUGCAGUGGCUCAACGCAGAUUACUGGCAAUCGAAAGGAAAUUCACAUUGAACAGUGAAUUCAAAAGGGAAUAUGUAGACUUUAUGGAAGAAUAUCGCAAUCUAGGUCAUAUGGAACUGAGUGCUCGCAUCGAACAUCCCCAGUUUUUCCUGCCACACCACGCUAUUCAUCGUCCAGAGAGCUCAACAACGAAAACGAGAGUAGUAUUUGAUGCAACAUGCAAGGGUAGUACUCAAAUGUCUCUGAACGAUGUUCUACUCGUCGGCCCGAUUGUCCAGCCAUCGCUUCUCGCUACCGUACUCAAUUUUCGAGCACCAAAGUUCGUAUUUAUAGCCGAUAUUGAAAAAAUGUUUCGGCAAGUGUGGGUACAUCCAACAGACCGCAAACUGCAGCAAAUUCUCUGGAGAUCGAAUGCUUCGCAGCCCCUACAGCGGUAUCAGCUUACCACAAUCACUUAUGGGACAUCAAGCGCUCCGUACCUAGCUACCCGCGUGCUAAACCAACUCGCAGAGGAUGAAGGAAGACGUUUUCCUCUUGGUGCGGGUAUAAUUCGAAAAGGAUUUUAUGUAGAUGACGUACUUACUGGAAGUGAUGACCUUGACGAAUUGAUUGAAGCAAGCAAACAACUUUCUCAGCUGUUGGAGCUAGGUGGUUUUCGUCUUAGAAAGUGGUGUGCUAAUGAUGCGCAGAUUAUAAGGCACAUUCCUGAUGAUUUGAAGGAAUCCUUGCCGCUAACGGAGAUCGACCGUUCGACUGCUGUCAAGACACUGGGUCUACUAUGGUCACAUGAUUCUGAUGAAUUUGGAUUCAAAAUUCCGGGUCUACCGGAGUUGAGCAGUUUUACUAAAAGAGUAGUACUAUCUAAAAUGGCACAGCUUUUCGACCCUCUUGGUUUGGUUGGAGCUGUCAUAGUGAGUGCGAAAAUCUUCGUUCAGCAGCUUUGGGCGAUGAAUCUUUCUUGGGACGAAGAACUCCGGUAA
This is a messenger RNA of Topomyia yanbarensis, 3033 nucleotides long. RefSeq lists its product as uncharacterized. Lineage: Eukaryota; Metazoa; Arthropoda; Insecta; Diptera; Culicidae. The record is from RefSeq and is a predicted model, not a curated record. Bases 1 to 3033 code for a protein of 1010 amino acids. The transcript is spliced from 2 exons.